GCGCACCGACCAGACGUCCACCUGAAGGAAGGUUGCCUAACUGUCUGAACCAAGAAACGAACCCGGAUUGGGUCCCCCCGGACGCACUAUAAAAUUGAGAGAGUAGCGCCUUGUAAAUUUCCCGCAAAAUUCGUUCCCCGGCUUCCCCCUUCAGCCGUACACAUUCCGGCGACUCCCAGAAACUGUGGGUGCCAAUUCCGUUGUGUGGCUGGAGAACCUGAAGGACCACUUCCAUGUGCUUGUGAAGUUUGGGGAAUGCUAGGAGAUUUCGGUGGUUUGAUUGUCGGAUCGGAGAUCUAGGGUUUGGCCUAGUUUCCGCUUUUUUUGCUGGCGAUGGGCUCCUGGCUUAAGGCCGCGGAAGAUUUAUUUGAAGUUGUAGAUCGAAGAGCAAAGUUGGUUGUGCGUGAGUUGGGAGAUGAACAACCUGAAUCCUCUCCAAUAGUGACGGGGAAGGACGUGCGAACUUUGAAGAGGAAACCAAAGAAGAAGGGUCAGUCAGAACGUGCUAGACCUGAAUCUCGUGGGCCAAGUGAUACUGUAAGACUAAGAGAGAAAGACAAUGAACAAUUCUCAGCAUCCAAUGGAAACAGCAACAAGGCUGAGUCUCUUCAUUCUGAAACUAAAGAAACCAUUUUGGACCAUUUUGUUGCUGAUUCAAGAACAGAACUUUCAUCCGAUAAUACUAUAGAAAAUAAUCUUGUUGGACCAUCAGCUGCUCCUUUGUUGGAGGCCCCAGAAAGUGAUGCCAAUGAGUCUGUUUCUGUUGCUGGUACAAAUCAGGAAGGUUUAGAUCAUGAAAAGAGUGAAGAAGCUGUUGCUUCAUCUGAGUCGUCCAAUGCCCCUGCACCAAAAGAAAGUCCAGUAGUUUUAUCCCCUACGUUCAAAUCUAAAACUAUUGAACUAGAAAAUGGGGAGCAUCAAGCAGAUGGUGCAAAAGAAACCAAAUUAGCAGAUGAAGAGCCCAGCUUAAAGACAGAGGCAAAGAAACCUGAAAAUGCAAGGGUGGAAAUGGAUGCUGAAAAUGUGCAAGCGAAAAGUGUGAUGGAAAUUACAGAAGAAUCUGCCUUGAAAAAGCAACAACAUGAAAAGGAUCCUUCUGUUGCUAAAGUUCAAGACCAACUGGAUGAGGCGCAAGGUUUGCUCAAAAUUGCAACAUCUACUGGGCAAUCUAAAGAAGCAAGGCUAGCACGGGUCUGUGCUGGUCUUUCUUCUCGUCUUCAAGAAUACAAAUCCGAAAAUGCACAACUGGAAGAGCUCCUUGUAGCUGAGAGAGAUAAAAGGAACUCAUGCGAAGCUCAAAUAAGACUGCUGCAGCAGGAUUUAGCUGCAUCUCGCACUGCCAUAUCCAGAGUAGAGUCAGAGAUGGCUGAUGCCUUGUCUUCCAAAAAUGCAGAAAUAAAUGAUCUUUCUUCCACAGUAGAUUCUCUUAAAAAACAGGCUUCUGCAUCUGAAGGAAAGCUGGCAUCAUUGCAGGCAGACAUGGAAACUGUAAUGAGAAGCCGAGAACUGACUGAGACUCGAAUGAUGCAGGCCUUACGUGAAGAGCUAGUGUCAGCAGAGCGCAAGGCAGAGGAAGAGCGUGCAGCACAUAAUGCAACAAAAAUGGCUUUCAUGGAAAGAGAAGUAGAAUUGGAGCGUAGAGCUGUCGAAGCAUCAACUGCACUUUCUAGGCUUCAGAGAAUAGCAGAUGAGAGAACAUCAAAGACAUUAGAGCUGGAGAACAAAAUAUCUAUGCUUGAGGCAGAAUGUGCAUCUUUGAGUCAAGAGUUGAAUGAUGUAGAAGCUCGAGCUCGCCGUGGACAGAAAAAGUCUCCUGAAGAAGCGAAUAAAGCCCUUCAGGCCUGGCAAGAAGAAGCAGAGCGAGCACGUCAAGGUCAGAGAGAGGCAGAGAGUAAGCUCUCCUCUUUAGAGGCUGAGAUGCAAAAGAUGAGAGUGGAAAUGGCAGGCAUGAGAAGAGAUGCUGAGCAUUACUCACGGCAGGAGCACAUGGAACUGGAAAAGAGAUACCGUGAAUUAACUGAUCUAUUGUACUUGAAGCAAACACAGCUAGAAACCGUGGCUAGUGAGAAAGCUGCAGCCGAGUUCCAACUGGAGAAAGAAGUCAAGCGUCUAAGAGAAGCCCAGGUGGAGGUGGAGAGGAGUAAAGCUUUACGUCGUGCAUCAACUCCAUGGGAAGAGGAAACUGAUGUGAAAGCACUUGAGUCUCUCCCAUUGCACCACCGUCACAUGGUUGGAGCAAGUAUGCAGCUGCAGAAGGCUGCAAAAUUCUUGGAUUCAGGUGCUGUUCGUGCCACUAAGUUUCUUUGGAGAUAUCCUGUUGCUCGAAUUAUUUUACUCUUCUACUUGGUGUUUGUCCAUGUUUUCCUGCUGUACUUGUUGCAUCGCUUACAGGAUCAAGCAGAUAAUUAUCUGUCGUCUCAAGGAGUUACAGAUCCAAUGGGGCUUGUCAAGCCAGAGCUGCCAUAAGGGUCCAUUCUUCAAAUGUAGAUUAAUGAUGACAGUGACAUGGGAAUGUCUGGAAUCUCUCUUCCCAUAUAUAUAAUUUUUCCUUCUUCGGUAUUGCAUUUUCAUGUAAAUUCAUUCUUUUUCACAUAGAAAAAAAGAGAAAAUAUCUGUUUCUAGUUUCUUGAAAGUCGGCAGGCGAUAUCGCCUUAAUGGGUCUUGUGCCUGAUGUUGUGCUGGUUCGAAUCAAAUGCCAUGUAUGCGAGAGGCUAACUUUUUUUUUUUCUCUUUUUUGUAAUAAAAAUCUAUAAUGAAUAUUCCUGUUAUGUUACUCUUUUCA
This is a messenger RNA of Nymphaea colorata (pocket water lily), 2782 nucleotides long. Its product is annotated as golgin candidate 1. The coding region runs from base 334 to 2466 and encodes 710 amino acids. NCBI's taxonomy places the organism in Eukaryota, Viridiplantae, Streptophyta, Magnoliopsida, Nymphaeales, Nymphaeaceae. Gene Ontology annotation, biological process: retrograde transport, vesicle recycling within Golgi; Golgi organization. Gene Ontology annotation, cellular component: Golgi membrane; Golgi cisterna. The transcript has 21 exons. The record is from RefSeq and is a predicted model, not a curated record.